Molecule: messenger RNA, 2955 nt
Organism: Blastomyces dermatitidis ER-3
Lineage: Eukaryota; Fungi; Ascomycota; Eurotiomycetes; Onygenales; Ajellomycetaceae
Product: carnitine O-acetyltransferase
Exons: 4
Coding region: 552-2471 (639 amino acids)
Biological process (GO): carnitine metabolic process
Cellular component (GO): peroxisome; mitochondrion
Molecular function (GO): carnitine O-acetyltransferase activity
Source: RefSeq, a predicted model, not a curated record
UCUUUUUUUUCUUUUUUUUUUUUUGCAUCCCAUCCUUACGCUUCGUAGCGUUGGAUCCGCAGGAAUCUCUCAUCUGAUACAGCUAGCGGGCAAAUCACCUUAUGGCGGGGUGGCCCGGGCCGGGAUAUUGGCUUAAUCGGGCAUUUAGGAGCGUCACCCAGCACAAAACUUCUGGGUGCUAUUGAUUGAGAAAUUUUGUUCUUUCUUUUUUGUUCUUUUUUCCCCAUCUACUUGACAUCUCACAGCGAAAUACAGAGCUGCUAGUAGAAUAAUACAAUAAAUGCCACCGUACCGUACCUUGGAGAGUAGAAGACAUGUGACCUAGCUCCAAACAACCUCGGCACUCGGCGACCAGGCCCGCACCGCAACUCUCGCGAUUAUUCUCUUCGCGAGUCCUCGCUUCUUUCUUCCUCCCGACUAAGAAUAAGAGACGGCGCAACUCUGCUCUCUUUUUUAUUUUAGUUUAAUAUAUAUCCACCUCUUUUACACCCUCUUGUUCUCUCCUUAAUCCCCUCUCUUUCUUCCAAAUUCUUCGCCAGUUCUCAAGAGGGAUGUUCCCUGCUGCUGCUCGUGGCCGGCUCUCUGUUCUUGGACGAGCUACAUCUGCUCUAGGCCCUGCCCGCACUACGUCUAUCACAAUGGCCUCUCGUCGAGCCAACUCGUCUGUUCCUCAAGGAUACAAGGAGGAUCUAUCCAAGGGGAAGAUGCUCAGAUUCGAGGAUUCUCUCCCGAGACUCCCAGUUCCAGCCCUUGAAGAAACCGGCAGACGAUACCUCAAAUCAGUCCACCCACUUCUCACCGAGUCAGAAUUCAAAAGGACCUCCAAGGCUGUUGAGGACUUCAUUAAACCAGGUGGUGAGGGAGAACCUCUCCAGAAGCGGUUACUAGCACGCGCAGCCGAUCCUAAACAUGUGAACUGGCUUUCCGACUGGUGGAACGACGCCGCAUAUCUUGCCUACCGUGACCCCGUCGUGCCAUAUGUCAGCUACUUCUACUCGUACCGGGAUGACCGGCUGCGGAGAAACCCCGCAAAGCGCGCCGCUGCCAUCACUACCUCCGUACUGGAGUUCAAGAAACAGGUCGACGAUGGAUCUCUUGAGCCAGAGUAUCUGCGCAAGGAGCCAAUGGCUAUGAGCUCGUACCAAUACAUGUUCAAUGCCUGCCGUAUGCCCGCUAACAAGGCUGAUUACCCCGUCACAUACCCUGCCAAGGGCAAUGAACAUAUUAUUGUGAUUCGCAAGAACCAGGCCUUCAAACUUCAAACCCAUGUCAAUGGCCAGCAACUCAAUACCUCUGAGCUUCAGCACCAGUUCGAGAAAAUUUACCAAAACGCAGAGAAAGUCCACGCAGUUGGUGUGCUGACCUCUGCUAACCGAGACUUCUGGACCACCGCCAGAGAGAACCUCGUCAAAGCCAGCCCCGCCAACGAAGCGUCGUUGGAGACCAUUCAGAGCGCAUCAUUCGUUGUCUGCCUAGACGAUGCCUCGCCCGUCACUCUGGAAGAGCGCGCCCACGCCUACUGGCACGGCGACGGCUGCAACCGCUGGUUCGACAAGCCCCUCCAGUUCAUUGUCAACGAGAACGGCACCGCCGGCUUCAUGGGCGAGCACAGCAUGAUGGACGGCACCCCAACCCACCGCCUCAACGACUACGUCAACAACAUGAUCUUCAACAACCGCCUCGACUACUCCAACCCAGAAAUCCGCUCCACUCUCCCCGACCCCCAGCCCAUCAAAUUCGAGCUCAACAAGCAAGCCAUUGACGACAUCGCCACAGCCACCCACGCCUUCACGACCGUCAUCGGCCAGCACGAGCUGCGCGUCCAAGCCUUCCAGGGCUACGGUAAAGGGCUGAUCAAGAGAUUCAGAUGCAGCCCCGACGCCUACGUGCAGAUGGUCAUCCAGCUCGCCUACUUCAAAAUGUACGGCAAGAGCAGACCAACCUACGAAUCCGCCUCGACGCGCAAGUUCCAGCUCGGCCGCACCGAGACCACCCGCAGCGUCUCCGACGAGAGCGUUGCCUUCUGCAAGUCCCACACUGACAUCAACGUGCCCCGCGAAGUCGUUGCCAAGAACUUCCGCGCCGCCGUCGUUGCGCAUAGCAAGUAUACUGCCGACGCGAGCCUGGGCAAGGGUGUUGACAGACACCUGUUUGGCCUUAAGAAGCUCAUUGCGGAGGGCGAGAAGGUCCCUGCACUCUUCGAGGAUCCGGCAUAUGCGUACAGUGGCAAGUGGUUCAUCAGUUCUAGCCAGCUGAGCUCUGAGUAUUUCAAUGGAUAUGGAUGGAGUCAGGUUGUGGAUGAUGGGUUUGGUAUUGCGUAUAUGAUUAAUGAGAAUAGCAUCCAAUUCAAUAUCGUCUGCAAGAAACUCGGCGCUGAGCGCAUGAGCUUCUACCUCAACGAGGCCGCCUGCGAGAUCCGCGAGCUGCUCAUGCCAGAUCUCCUGGCUGAGGCGGAGAAGGCCAAAUUGUAAAAACACACUUGCUUCUUAAUGUCAUGUCAACAUGCACGCCAUUGUUGGGAAAAGAGAAUAGAAUAUUGUUUGUGCUGGGUACUAUUUGGCGAUGGGACGGAUGCGCGAGGGAGAGAAGAAGACAAUGGUGAGUGCAGAGCGGUGGUCUAUCAGCUGGUGAACUCAGUGAAUGGUGGUGGUGGUGGAAGGUGACAUUUGAUGAAUGGGGUUCUAUUCAUAUUCAAAAAAAAUAGCGCGCUUUUGAGUGGGGAUAUGUGUUAUGAUUUUACAUAUGGUUUUAUUUUUAAUUCUUGACAUGUUGUCUUCCCCCUGCUGAUGCUUGGAGCUUUUUUUCUCUCUUUCUUCUUUUCGCUCUCCUGCCCUGUCGGUUUGCUUUUUGCGUGUAUAUAUACCUACAUAGAUAGAUAAACCUCAUUUUCUCUUAUUUAUUCUAUAUUUUUAAUCCUAUCUUCUCUUCCUUCUCUCUCUCUCUCUCUCUCUCUUU